Exophiala mesophila is the source of this 2556-nucleotide messenger RNA. RefSeq lists its product as uncharacterized. Bases 317 to 2116 code for a protein of 599 amino acids. Lineage: Eukaryota; Fungi; Ascomycota; Eurotiomycetes; Chaetothyriales; Herpotrichiellaceae. The transcript has a single exon. The record is from RefSeq and is a predicted model, not a curated record.
CUAGGUACUUUCGCGCCUAUUUUCUCCUCAGUAUCUAAAUCUCUCAGCCAGUCGAGUCAACCACACGAUGCGAAUAGCCUGAACCUUACAGAGCCUUAUCCUUCUCACACAGACGCGACCCUUUACGACCAAGGCACUCGGCUCGACCAAUUUCUCUUUUGAUGUACAAGAUUGAGGCAGAGAGUAAGGGAAAGGCUACCUUAUGACAGCUGAUCCUUCAUCUUUGCGAUACAAGACCGCCGACAUCUCCCUGACAUGACGUUGAAUACACUUAUACCCACAACCAAAGACCAACAAACACCUGAACUCCUUCACCAUGGUUUCACGCGCUGAAGUUGCCGAGCAGUCCCAGGCCCAUUCUCAAUCCCAUUCUCGAGGCGCACGGUCUUCCGCCUCUCGACCACCCAGAUCACGACACAAUUCCCAACACCAUCAUAGAGGGCGUUCUGAUUUCGGGGCACCAAACUAUGCUCCUCUCAACGAGUUUCCAUUCUUCUCACAGUCGGGCGAUGUUGAGAUUGUCGUCAGUUGUGAUGGCCAAGAGAAGAGAUAUCUUUUGCAUAGUUUCACUCUAGCCCAGUUUUCUGGCUUCUUCGAGGCCAGCACCAGAGAGGAGUGGUCUCCACCCCAUGCUGCUCUGACUCGUGGGAACGGUGAACUACCUCUGACUCUCGCGGGUGACAACACUGCACUGAGUGCUAUUGGGGAAGAAGGUUCACAGAUUGGCUCUAGGAUUGAGUUGCAUGGAGGAGCAGAGAUUCCUGGACCAUCGACCUCUUCGCAGUUGCAAACAUCUAGUGCCCUCGCUCGGAGGAGAUGGCGAUACGAGCUGGACUGGCAGAACCUUGACGACGACGACGAACCCAUCCUCGUCAAAAGGACACCAGAAGGACAUCUGUUUCGUCCAUCCCCACGACAACCCUUAUCUCCUAUUCCUCCAAACAUUCCUCACCAACAGCCCUCUCACCAUACUUCUUUUUUCCGCUCCAUGGCGAAUCUGACUCUUUCACAUCAUAACACAGCAACACAAUCUUCUGCGCACCUGGCUAGCAACACUGUUCCCGAUCCAGCAUUGACUAAUGCAUUGUUACGAGACUAUGACAACCUCUUUCGCAUCUUUUACAAUUAUCCACCAAUGCUCAACUCAGCCAACAUCGCCUCUGCCUAUAGUGAAUGCAAAGCACUUUUAGCAUUGGCCGAUAUGUAUGACGCCCUUCCAGUUGUGGGACCAAGAAUUGACCACCACUUACUCCGCUUUUCAAGUCGUCUAUUCAAACAAAUCGCAAAGUAUCCACCCUCAUACCUUAAACUCGGUUAUCUGGCUCGAAGUCGCACCAUCUUCACAGAAGCCAUCAUUCAUGUCGUGGGCAAAUGGCCCGCGGCCUUGCCAUAUCUCAAACCCCCGGACCAGAAUGGCGAUACCGGCUACGACAUCCCCAUCACCGUGAUCCACCUCAUUGAGGACCUGGUGGAUGAAUUGGAAGAACUCAAGCAAAAGAUUGAAAUGAAACUCUUCCGACUAACCUUGACCACCAGUCGAGGAGAAAGAGUCACUCCCAGUAAUGACUACCUGGGCUGGUUAGCCAUGAGUCUAUGGCGACAAUGGCUCGCAGAAAACACCACUCCAGAGGUUCGAGGAAUUUUGAAGAACGCACCCACAACACCAUCAUCCCAACGACCCGGGAGUGGACACUCGACUCAACCCCUCAGACCUUCACAAUCAAUACCUCGCCAACCUCCGCCACCGUAUCAAUUGACUAAUCCAGCUCCACCUCCCUCCCCAUCCAUCGCUUCCAGCCGCAUCUUUCGUUUGAUUGCCUCGCCAAACUCAUCCGAGGCUUUUCUAUCACAUGACGAGCUCAAGCGCUUCCUCAAAAUCCAACCAACCCAUUCAUCAACUCCACUUUACACCCGCGACAAUCUCCGUCGUUUCGAGCGGAAAAUGGAUGAGAUCAAGAACGUGGCUCGAGAUAUUGUCAAGCCAUUGACGAGGAACUGUCUGGAAUUGGAUUUGAGAACCUUGAGUGAGGCAGGGAGCGGUGCUGGCACCGGUGGCUUGGGGUAUUUGACCUGUACAAGGGUCGAAGAGGAAGAUCUUCCUUGGGAGACUGGAUGAUAUGGUUGCAAUGAGUCACCAUUUCCGUUGAAGACGACUUGAUCUCAUCAACACCAUGUACGACAUUCAUCGCACUCGACAAGUCUUGACAAUAUGUUGGUCAAUAUCACCAACACCCACUCUCGGCCUAGUAUGAUUUACGGCUUCUUUCCUAUUGUCGUGCACAUGAUAGUGCACGUUUUCGAUAUAUACCCCACCUUUUUUGGUUCGGCGCUUGGAGUUAGUGGAUGUGAAGGCAAGAUGUACGGUGCGAUGUGGAAGGGCGAUGAAAUGUGUCAACAGAGUGUGAUUGCGGAGGAUAUGAAAGGAGAGAUGUGAGGAGACUCAAGGGGAAAUGGAUGGAAUUACCCAUGCCAUCGUAUCGAAUCGAAUCACGAUAUGACAAGAAGGGACAACGUUACGACAUGUCACGAACGAUACCAUAUGAUGUGAAACGAGAU